Molecule: messenger RNA, 1146 nt
Organism: Prunus armeniaca (apricot)
Lineage: Eukaryota; Viridiplantae; Streptophyta; Magnoliopsida; Rosales; Rosaceae
Source: the annotation of a GenBank genome assembly
AUGUCGUCCUCGGGCGGCAACUCCGGCAGUGUUGGUGGCCCGAUCGCUCCUCCUCAGCUUUACUUUUGCCACCAGUGCGAUCGUACGGUUUCCCUCAACCCUCCACCUACCUCCGAUCUCGUUUGCCCUAUUUGCAGUGGUGGUUUCGUCGAAGAGAUGGAAACCCCUAACCAUAACCCUUUCCCCCCCAAUCCCUUCUUCUCCGUCCCCUCCUCCGACGCUCCUCCCUUCGCCUCCAGCGGCUUUCCCUUCCUCUUCUCCGCCCCCGGCCCUGGAAAUUUCUCCGACGAUCUCUCUGCCCUCUUCGGCGGCGCACCCGCACGCUCUUCGCCGUUUCAGGACCCCGACGCCUUCAACCCCUUUGUGUUCCUUCAAAACUAUUUGCAAACCCUAAGAGCAAAUGGUGCCAAUGUCCAGUUCGUGAUCGAUAACAACCCCGGCGCCGGGGGGGACCCGGCAGGUUUUCGCGUCCCCCAAAAUCUUAAUCUCGGCGACUACUUCUUCGGCCCGGGCCUCGAGCAAUUGAUCCAGCAGCUCGCGGAGAACGACCCAAACCGGUACGGCACGCCACCCGCUUCGAAAUCCGCGGUGGAGGGCUUGCCGGUUGUGAAAAUCUCAAAGGAGUUGUUGGAUUCCGAUUCGUCCCAGUGCGCUGUGUGUAAGGACUCGUUCGAGCUCGGCGAGGAGGCCAAGCAGAUGCCCUGUAAGCACAUAUACCAUUCGGAUUGCAUUCUGCCUUGGCUGGAAUUGCACAACUCAUGUCCUGUUUGUCGCUACGAGUUGCCCACCGAUGAUACUGAUUACGAGCAGAGGCUUAGCGGGGCCUCCGCCAAUGCCAAUCGAGCUAAUCAAUCUGCGGCGGCUGGUGGGGUCAAUAUUUUUGCCGGAGUUGGUGGUGGGAGUGGGAAUGGGAGUGGGAGUGGGAUUGGGAUUGGGAUUGGUGCGCCAUCUCUAGACAAUCAGAGUCCAACUCCCCGAACGGUGGAGCGGAGAUUUACCAUCUCCUUGCCACGCCUUUUCAGGGUAUUUGGUGGUUCUGCUGAGACUAGUAAUAGUGGGAGUGGAAACAAUGAUGAGUCAAACUCGGGAAAUAGGGGAGGUCAUAACUCUGGAUCGGAGGAGCCUAGGCAUGAAGAUCUUGAUUAA